AUGGAUCAGACUUCAAACAAUUCGCAGAUAAAUUCAAACAAUUUAACCUCUUGCUCACGUGACCUGGUUAGAGAAAGAUGUCUGCCGUAUCUGAAUAUGUCCACACGACACAGCAGGUUUCCCUCUGUGAAAACAGGCCCCGUAGUUUUACAAAGUACAGCCAACAGCCCAGACAAAGUAACCUACGGCAAUUUAGGCUUAUUUAUUACGUUUUUCCUGAUCGUCAUCACGGCACAAACAGCUGUCAGUGUUCCGUUCAAUACUUUAGUCGCUGACAAGUCGCAUCCUUCUCAGAGAGGUUUCAACUCUGGUGUAAUGGGCGCCAUAAUUCUUCUUGGAAAUGGCGCUGGUGCAGCGGCUGGUCUUAGCUUUUCGGUGAGUGCAGUGUGGGUUUGAUUUCUGUUUUAGCUUCACGGCCACAGCCGUACGCCAGUCAACAAAUAGCCG
This is a messenger RNA of Gigantopelta aegis, 447 nucleotides long. RefSeq lists its product as uncharacterized. NCBI's taxonomy places the organism in Eukaryota, Metazoa, Mollusca, Gastropoda, Neomphalida, Peltospiridae. The transcript has 5 exons. Bases 1 to 396 code for a protein of 131 amino acids. The record is from RefSeq and is a predicted model, not a curated record.